GUGGGCGACCCGCUGGCUACGAUCAGCCCAGUCGAGAAGUCGGGGUGGACCUGCUCAAGCUGUUCCCCCCGCCGAGGCCCCCCGACAUCAGGAGUUGCGAUGGCCGCCCUCAGAGCCGCGAGGGAGGCAGGCAUGCCAGGCGAGCCCGCUGCGACUUCAACGAUGCGGUGGGCGCCUUGACUUGGUUCGCGAACCGAGAACGCAAAAGCGCCAAGCCAAAUUCUGACCAGCAGAGGGUGCACGCGCGGAUCCUCGACCUCGUGGCGGACAGCAUGCCGCCCCUGGAGACCGCGAUCCCCUCGCCGCGGGCGGCCUUCAACGAGCUGCUGCACGGCCGGAGUGUCUACGACGAGUCGGCCGGGCGGAACGUCGGGCGUCUUCGCAAUGCGGGGCAGAUAUCUUUACCUGAGACCGCGGUGGAGGGACCACGGCCGUUGGAGAUCGCACCUGCCCAUGCGCGCCAGUACCUCGAGCGGCGCGAGGAGGUCGGAGUUUUCUUCGUCGCCAAGAAGAGCGACCAGCUCCGCGUGAUCGUGGGCGCGCGGAGGAGCAACCUCCACUUCACUUCCCCUCCGGGCGUGGCACUGGCCACCGCCGAGGGGCCCACGCGGGUGGAGGUGGAGCUCGACGGCGACGGCGUGACCAGUGCGGCGGAGGGCUUCGCGUUGGGGACGUCUGACAUCAGCGACGCCUUCCACCGCUUCCGCAUCGAUCGCGAGCUGCCGGGCUACUGCUGCACGCGGCCGGUGCUCGCCGGCGAGGCGGGGCUGGCUGGCGCCAGGCUGGGCGGCCGUCGUCUGGAGGCCGACGCCCGGCUGGUGCCGGCCUGCGCCGCGCUGCCCAUGGGCUCCACUGGGUCGCUGUUCUUCUGCCAGGAGGUGGGGGAGGCGAUGAUGAGCGACACUCGCGAGCUUGCGGGGGUCCACCGGAUGAGUAGCCGGGGCCCCACCGCGGCGCUGCAGCCGGCCAGGCCGCUGGACCAUGGCGGAGGAGCGCAGUGCACCUACGUCGACAACCUGGGCGUCAUGGGCUUUGACCCCGCCGCGGUGGCGGACUGCCUGGGCGCCACCGCGACCCGGUUCAACCAGGGCCGCGGGGAGACGCUGGGCUGCGUGCUGGACGGCAAGGCGCUGAGCACUCGCCUCACGGUGGUGAUCGGGCACUGCACGUACUGCGCUAUGUGCAACCGCGACUUGCUGCCUGCGUUCGCCGCCGUCUACAAGGUCAUCGCUGCGAACUACAGCCAGGGCGCCGCGCUGUGGGCUAGCGCUCGUGCGGAGCUCGUGGCCUUCCGAGGCCCGAUGCCGCUGCUGUGCGGCGACUGGGCCCUUCCCUGGAGCGAGUUGGUGCGCCUGUCCGACGCCUCGGAGCACGGGUGCGCGGUGAGUGCCUCCCUCUUAAGAGAAGCGGAGGUGAAGAAGAUCGGGCGGGUGCAGGAGCGAUCUCGCUUCCGUCGCCUGGGCGGCCACUCGGCGCGGGCCCACUUCUUCGCCAUGAAUGGGAUCGCCAUGGCCCUCGGCGGGGCUCUCAAGCCGGUGUCCGAGCUGGAGGAGGGUGACGUCGUCGCGGACGGUGCCGAGUGGGGUGCGAAUCCAGCUUUCGAGGAGAUGCCGGCGGGGAUCUUCGCGGGCGCCCGCUGGACCGAGCUAGUCGCCCGAGGGUGGCAUAAUACGGCAGAAGAUAUUUUAGCAUACGAGUCGCGUGCUCUGCUUCGAGCUGCUGAGAUGCAGCGCAGCCUGUCGCCGAGUGUCGGCGAGCACCUUGUCGUGAUGAAUGACAACCUGCCUGCAGUGCUCUGCUUCGAGAGGAGGAGAGCGAAAAUCUUUGUCGUCCUGUCCUGCAUCAGAAGGGCUGUGGCGCUAUUCCUGGCCCUGAACAAGCGGCUGCAUGCACGGCGGGUUCCCAGCGAGUUCAACCCAAGCGAUGAGGGAUCCCGGCUGUUCGACCCCAAGUACGACCCCUCGAAGGCCCUAGUAAACUCCUGGGAGAUGGGUGACUACGACGGCGAGCACAUGAGCACCAUCAUAAAGCACAUGAGCGUCAUCGCACAGCACAUGAAGCGGAGCAUCAUAGAGCAAAUGAAGCGGAGCAUCAUAGAGCACAUGAACCGCGGA
Prorocentrum cordatum is the source of this 2114-nucleotide messenger RNA. NCBI's taxonomy places the organism in Eukaryota, Dinophyceae, Prorocentrales, Prorocentraceae. The record is from the annotation of a GenBank genome assembly.